Colletotrichum orchidophilum is the source of this 654-nucleotide messenger RNA. RefSeq lists its product as uncharacterized. Lineage: Eukaryota; Fungi; Ascomycota; Sordariomycetes; Glomerellales; Glomerellaceae. Bases 1 to 654 code for a protein of 217 amino acids. The transcript has a single exon. The record is from RefSeq and is a predicted model, not a curated record.
AUGCGAAUAUCCUCAAAUCCGCUCGUACGGGCCACCCUGGUGGUCGCGUGGCUCGCCUCAGCAACCCUCGCGAUGCCUCAAGUCGUCGACCGGGACGAUCCACCUCUCUCCCCACCACCACCGCCGAAACCGAUCGCGACGGCCGACCAAGUCGACAUGUCCCAGCCAAACAAUGCCAUCUCACCACCACCACCACCACCACUCCAAGAACAAAAGCCGCCGGUCCCCAUCACAGUCCGUCUGUUCCCCAGCGCCCCCGGCGUGAAAACCUGCCGCGGCGCGGCCUUUGUAGACAUGGCGCUGCCCCUAAACGCAUCGACGGAGCCCAUCUAUACGUCAAAAGACGGGCAGUGCUACAAUCUGCCGGGGACGGCGCAGUGUGGCGUGUUCAUGGGCAACAAGGCGGACGGGUGCGAGGCGAAGUUGUUCCGCGGGGAGCGGUGCACUUCGUUUUCGAAUGUGGCCGUCUUUCAGAACGAGGUGAGGCCCGUGGGCGGGUUCUUUGCGAGCAUGAGCAUCAAGUGUGGCGUCGUGCCUGUGGAGCCGAAGCCGUUGAGCUUGGGGGGGCUGGGGGGCAAGAUGCAGAAGCCGGUUCAGGGCAAGGGGAAGAGGGCUAGGAGAGCAAUUGUGUCUGCGGUGGGAGACAACGACUAA